UCUUUUAAUAACUUGGAAUGCAAAAGCUUAAAGCUACAAAUUCAUAAAUCUCAAAAGCAAAUAUGAAAAAGAAGCAACUAAGUCCAGGAAUGGUGAACAAGGAAUUGCUUUCCAUAUAUCCCUAUCCCGGCCAUAAAGGGAGAAGCCCACCUUAGCACCUUCACAUUUGUCUUCUUUCUCUCUAAGUUUAGUAUCCUCCUCUCCUUCUCCAUUAAGGAAGUUAAAAUCUUCACCCUACAAAACCCUGCACAGAGCUUGCCUGUUAGUGUCUUCAAUUGAGAGAGGCUGAUAGAGAUAUGACUACAGAUUGGGCACCGGCGGUCGUGGCGGUGGGAUUAUUCAUACUACUAUCACCAGGGCUACUGUUUCAGCUACCAGCAAGGGCAAGGGUGGUGGAAUUUGGGAACAUGUACACCAGUGGGAUUUCAAUUCUAGUUCAUGCCAUUAUCUACUUCUGUAUAUAUACUAUCUUGAUCAUUGCGUUUCAUAUUCAUAUAUUCUCAGGUUGAUCAAUCUUUCAUGACUACUUCCCCUCAACAACUCUUUAACUUUUUUCCCUUUCUCUUUCCCCCUCCCUCUCCUACUCAUUACUUCCUGUAAAGCAAAUCGGUUGUGAGAUGGGUUUCCUUUUUUUUUUUUUUUUUUUUUCUAUUGAUUUGUAAUCUUUGAUUGACAUCUUAGUUGAUCAAAUAGUCUUACCAAGAAAAAAAAAAGUUGAUUUAAUUCGGAAAAAAGAAAGUUUUCUCA
Macadamia integrifolia is the source of this 747-nucleotide messenger RNA. RefSeq lists its product as uncharacterized. The record is from RefSeq and is a predicted model, not a curated record. The transcript has a single exon. NCBI's taxonomy places the organism in Eukaryota, Viridiplantae, Streptophyta, Magnoliopsida, Proteales, Proteaceae. The coding region runs from base 297 to 509 and encodes 70 amino acids.